Messenger RNA from Heterobasidion irregulare TC 32-1, 1536 nucleotides. RefSeq lists its product as uncharacterized. The coding region runs from base 1 to 1536 and encodes 511 amino acids. The record is from RefSeq and is a predicted model, not a curated record. NCBI's taxonomy places the organism in Eukaryota, Fungi, Basidiomycota, Agaricomycetes, Russulales, Bondarzewiaceae. The transcript has 6 exons.
AUGUCCGACAAACCUACUGUGGUGCCCAAAGAUGCGCUGGAUCCGAGCAAACCUGAUCAUUGGACAGUUUCCAUGGGCGCUAGGCUCAAGACACUCAACGCGUUCAUCAACUCUGUCGCCGUGACGAGCCCUACAACCAGUCCCUUGCAAGUACUCGAAGUACUCGAUGUUGAGAUAUUCAACUUGAACAGCUUGGUUGCAGAUGCCUUGAAUCCCGAGGCUCCCGACUGUUGGGCUGAGAUCGCGCGCCCGAAAUUUUCAACCUUGGAUGCCAUCAUCAAUGAUCUACACAAUGGCAAUCGCCAGAAGGCACGACAGAUUGUGGAGGCUGAAUUACUGAACCUGUGCUGCGUUUUAUCAGCCUUUCGCAGCCACGAUUCGACGCAUUUCCCGGAGGACAGAGUCCGCUGCAUCAUCAAUAUAUCUUGUGUCUGCCAUCGCUGGCGCGAGGCUGCUUUGGAUUAUGCUUACCUCCGGGGAACAGUCACUAGCCCAGCCCCGGGAGAGGAACGGCCGGCCGAGAUGUUGAGGCGUGCAAAGGAAGCACCUCUGAUGGUCUCUUGCGGCUUUUUCGUCGAACCUGCCCCCAUUUUGGAAUCUCUCUCGCUCACAUUCAAACAGGCACUGAGGGUUCCUCAGAAUCUAUUUGCUUUACACGCGCCGAGCCUCCGCAUCCUCCAGUUCUCUGGACUCACCAUUUCUUGGGCCUCUCCAAUCUUGAUGAAUCUGACCAUGCUGGACCCGCGUCUACCACAAGAGCUUCGUGAGCAGCAAUUCAUACCCCUGACGCUGCGGGUUUUUGAUGGCUUGGAAAGAAUGCCUGGUCUCGAAGUUCUAUGCAUCCACGAUUGUUUUCUACAUUUUCCACGAAGAGGGUCUAUCGAUGAACAUACUAGGCCAAACCCUAUCGAGCUUCCUCACCUUUCGGAAAUUGAGUUGCAAGGGUCGUCGCAGGCUUGUGUCGUCAUUACCAGAAGCAUUCAAAUCCUACCGACGACUGUCCUCAAGCUUUCUCUUGACGCAAACGAGAAUACCGAUGGUUUCGCCGCUUUGUAUCCAGUCAUCGGGACUGUGAGCGGCAACUCUGACAACGAGAAACCUUGGCGUGGGCUCAGUGUGUCCGCUUGGCUCAGCCUCGACAUCAAGACUUGGAAAUCGUCUCGUUCUGCACAACAAGCGCAACACCCUGAAGGCGACGUUUACAUUCACAUAAACUAUAAAUUCCGCCAUACUCAAGACUUGGAUCCUUUGUGCACGAUCUAUAGAGCCCUCUGCCGAUCUGAUCUCUCGACGCUGUCUAUCAACUAUCCCUGUGAUGAUCUCCGCGGCUUUGCACUAGCCAGGUACUGGCUGCCACUUCAAUGUCAACAACUGCAGCAUAUCUUGCUCCAUGACGGCAUAUGGGCAUCGUGCUUGAUCGACGCGCUGCGUCCUAUCGAGACCUCCUCUGGCGACCACACACGCCGCACGACGGCUGUUCCGUUUCCUUGCCUUCGAUCUCUCGACCUGAUCUACUAUUAUAAGAAUGAUCUCUGA